GUGACAACAAAGAAGGACAACUUGAUGGAGGAAGCAGGAAGUUCGUCUAGCAAGAAGCAGAGUCUGAGCAUAUAAACAAUACACAAAGAACACAACUAAAAGACUGGUUGAAAUAGAGACACGUAAAUAAGAAUGGCCGGCAUUAAAGCACUGGUGGGCUUGUCCUUUAGUGGAGCAAUUGGACUUACUUUUCUUCUGCUGGGUUGUGCACUGGAACAGUACGGGGUAUACUGGCCACUGUUUGUCUUGAUUUUCUACGUACUGAGUCCCAUCCCGACGUUCAUAUCCAGGCGCCUCAGUGAUGACACUGACAGCUCCAGCAAUGCCUGCAGAGAGCUGGCCUAUUUCAUCACAACUGGCAUUGUGGUGUCAUCUUUUGGGCUUCCCAUUGUGUUGGCACGCACAAGCACAAUCCAGUGGGGUGCCUGUGGUCUGGUAAUGACAGCAAACGCAGUCAUCUUCCUCACAAUCCUCGGCUUCUUUGUUGUGUUUGGAGGUGGGGACGACUUCAGCUGGGAGCAGUGGUAGAGAGCCUUUGGACAAUGCAAAGAGACAAGGACAGAAAGAUGGAUGAAAGGAUGGAUAUUUGGGGAGGUGGAUAGUUGAAUGGUUAGACUGCAGAUUGAGGGGCACAUGUGUCCUGCACUCCAUGGGGGAUGACACUCAUGUUCAGCAUAGCAAAAUGUCAAAUUUAACUAGGCAUGUUUUCAGGACGAUUAUUCAAUUUGGGGAUAUUAAAGUUGGAGACAACACAGUGUUCCCCAUCAAUGUGCCUUAUGUCUGGGACCACAGAGACAAUGAUACCUAUACCCCUCUUAUGCAAUUACCCCAUCAUUAUCCACCUUAACCUGUGUAUUUUAGCUGUCUCGCCCUCUAUUUCACCCCCAAAUCAUCCACUUAUUUUAGCUAACUGCUUUUUCCUUAUACAUUAGUUAUUCAGUAUCAUAAAGGGAUCAUAGAGAGUAACUCUAUUGUAACGCACACUGCCACGCUUUCUUUAUUAACUGUCCUCAUUGCUUAAGGGGGGAGUGCCAAUAAUGAAUGGCUUGAUUAUAAUUUGGCUCUGUUGGCUGUGCAAGUGUAAAAGCAGGGCAGGGCAGGUUGUGUUACUCCAUGCUAUCUGACAACUAGUUGUAGGACUCCUAAUCAGGUAAAGAUAUGUUUGGACGGAGGUGAUGUGUUUGUUUUCAUUUUGCUACAAAGAGUUGAAACUACUUUUUAUUCUAGUGCAAUUGUUUACAUUCUCACCAAAGAUCAUCUUAGAGUGCAAAAAUAGAGCAUGUUCACAAUUGAAAUGUGGGUUAUGAUGGGUGGCAAGCAGCAACUCGAUCCUCAAAAGCAAGCGGAGGCAUUAGAGAAAUUGUCUUUAGAGAAUGUCAAACCGUUUGUGUCUAGAUCUCUCCACACUUUUUGUAAUCUUGCAGAUUAUACAGAACUUCAUACAAAAAGAGGAUAUCAAUUUGUAAGUAAUUUUUACAUGUUAAACGGUAAAUGCUGUUUAUAUAUGUUUUUAGGCCUACAGAAGAGGGCUGUACCUGCAAACUAAUUCAGAAGUGCCUGUUCAUUCACAGUGGGGAUUUUGGUCAAUUGGAGAAAUCGCUGUGAUUUGGUUUCAAGUCUUUUAUUUUGUGUUUCAUCAUCAGGAGCCACCCAUCUGUAAACAAAUAUUACUUUCCCGUUUUUGGUUUCACCAACUGACUAUUAAUGUGUUUCUGGUAUUUGUGUGAUGAACCCCCUUGAGGGAGACUAUCAGAAAACAUGGUUUGUAAUUUCUAAUUUUCUAACUGCUCUGCAAGGAAAUGUAUCAAUACUUUAUGUUCCAAAACUGACAUGUUCAAUAAGAUCAAUUUUCAAUACGUUUUUUUUCUUUCAGUUGUCACUCCAGUACCCACACUAACGCAUUCUAAAAGGUUAUUUUAUAUGCUCCUGACUGCAUUUUGUUUCCCAACAUUGAUUAAAAGUCAGUGUUUAAACAAAA
Notolabrus celidotus (New Zealand spotty) is the source of this 1978-nucleotide messenger RNA. Its product is annotated as leptin receptor gene-related protein. Bases 133 to 528 code for a protein of 131 amino acids. The record is from RefSeq and is a predicted model, not a curated record. Lineage: Eukaryota; Metazoa; Chordata; Actinopteri; Labriformes; Labridae. The transcript has 4 exons. Gene Ontology annotation, cellular component: endosome. Gene Ontology annotation, biological process: late endosome to vacuole transport via multivesicular body sorting pathway; negative regulation of growth hormone receptor signaling pathway.